Messenger RNA from Aspergillus welwitschiae, 1050 nucleotides. Its product is annotated as FPP/GGPP synthase family protein. The transcript has 2 exons. The record is from RefSeq and is a predicted model, not a curated record. Lineage: Eukaryota; Fungi; Ascomycota; Eurotiomycetes; Eurotiales; Aspergillaceae. The coding region runs from base 1 to 1050 and encodes 349 amino acids. Gene Ontology annotation, biological process: trans, trans-farnesyl diphosphate biosynthetic process. Gene Ontology annotation, cellular component: cytoplasm. Gene Ontology annotation, molecular function: dimethylallyltranstransferase activity; (2E,6E)-farnesyl diphosphate synthase activity.
AUGGGCUUUACGGUGGAUCGGAGCAAGUUUGAUGGCGUUCUUGCGGAGCUUGUAGCUGAUGUUUUAGAGCAUUUUGCUUCGAACGGAGCACCUCAGGAAGUAAAGAACUAUGUUGAGAAGUGCUUCUACGAAAAUUCAACGAACGGCAAGAUGCUGCGCGGGCUUUCUGUUCCUCAAACCGGCUUGUCAAUCUUAGGUCGCCCUGUAACCGAGCAAGAGUAUCACGAUCUUUGUGUACUUGGAUGGCUGGUUGAAUUACUUCAAGCAUAUCUCUUGACGCAUGACGACAUCAUGGAUAAUUCAUCCACUCGCCGGGGCAAGCCGUGCUGGUAUCGACUACCAUCAGUCGGUAUGAAGGCAGUCAACGACGGUAGUCUACUUAGGUCGUCAAUAUUCUUCCUUCUCAAGCAACACUUCCAGACACACCCAGCGUAUUUAAGGAUAAUGGAGACCUUCCAUGAAGUCUCCUUCUUGUGUGAGAUCGGCCAAGAAUGCGAUGGUAUCGCUUCCGAACAACGCAGCAUUGAAAACUGGACCAUGGCAGAGUAUGAGAAAAUAUGCAACUUGAAGGCAGGGUAUUACACCUUCUACUUAUCAGUUUCGAUCGCUUUGCAAUAUCUCCAACUCGACACUCCCCUAAAUGUCCAACAAAUCCAAGAUAUCCUUAUACUGCUGGGCAGCUUUUACCAGUCCCAAAAUGACUAUCUUGAUAUUUUCGGUAACCACCGUCUGACAGGAAAGAUCGGCACAGAUAUACAAGAGAAUAAAUGCUCCUGGGUUAUUAUCCGGGCAUUGCAGAUGUGCUCAACAGAGCAACGGCAUGUCUUACUUGAAAAUUAUGGACAGUCGAGUCAUGAUUCUGCGUUGAAGUGUCAGCGGAUCUUUGAGGCUCUGCCUCUAAGAGAAUUAUAUAGGUCAGAGGAAACUCGUGUCUUUAGUGGGCUACAAGACAAGAUAGGCAGCUUAGAUGACAGUGAGGGCUUGAGAGGAGGCAUUUUUGACGUCCUUCUUGGCUGUGUUCGUGGAGUGACGAAGCAAGCACGGCCUUGA